Messenger RNA from Pelodiscus sinensis (Chinese soft-shelled turtle), 2614 nucleotides. It is a transcript of the gene NMD3, whose product is annotated as NMD3 ribosome export adaptor. Gene Ontology annotation, molecular function: ribosomal large subunit binding. Gene Ontology annotation, biological process: ribosomal large subunit export from nucleus. NCBI's taxonomy places the organism in Eukaryota, Metazoa, Chordata, Testudines, Trionychidae. Gene Ontology annotation, cellular component: nucleus; cytoplasm. The record is from RefSeq and is a predicted model, not a curated record.
CCGCAGAUUGGCUGAGAAACCGCGAGGCAAGGUCAGCGCGAUCUCGCUUCCAUCCAGUUCUCGCGGGACUGGGGUUCCGUCCGGAAGUUGAAGCUGAGGUAGCCGGGACUGGAAGCCAGGGUGGCUAGCGAAGCGUGCGCGAUCUCGUGAGCGCAGGAGCCGCGUGGGCCGGACAUGGAGUACAUGAAGGAGCCGGUGGCCCCCAGUCAGGGGAACAUCCUGUGCUGUCAGUGUGGUAUUCCAAUCCUACCAAAUCCUGCGAACAUGUGCGUGGCAUGUUUACGAAAGCAGGUGGAUAUCACAGAAGGAAUCCCCAAACAAGUCACUGUUCACUUCUGCAAACAGUGUGAGAGAUAUCUUCAGCCUCCAGCAACUUGGGUGCAGUGUGCCUUAGAAUCGAGAGAACUUCUUACCUUGUGUCUUAAAAAAAUCAAAGCAUCACUUAGUAAGGUGCGACUGAUUGAAGCAGGCUUUGUUUGGACUGAACCCCAUUCCAGGAGACUUAAAAUAAAGCUCACUGUACAAAAAGAGGUGAUGAAUGGAGCAAUCCUUCAACAAGUGUUUGUGGUGGAGUAUGUUGUUCAGCCACAAAUGUGUGAUGACUGUCAUAGAGUUGAAGCUAAAGAUUUCUGGAAAGCAGUGGUUCAAGUCAGACAAAAGACUCUGCACAAAAAGACUUUCUACUACUUGGAACAAUUGAUUUUAAAGCACAAGCUUCAUCAAAAUACUCUUCGGAUCAAAGAGAUUCAUGAUGGCCUGGAUUUCUAUUAUGGGUCAAAGCAACACGCCCAGAAGAUGGUAGACUUUCUCCAGUGUACAGUUCCUUCCAGAUCAAAAUCAUCCCAGCGUUUGAUUUCUCAUGAUAUUCAUAGCAAUGCCUACAAUUACAAAAGCACUUUUUCAGUGGAGAUUGUUCCAAUAUGCAAGGACAAUGUUGUAUGUCUGUCUCCAAAACUGGCACAGAGCCUUGGGAACAUGCACCAGAUUUGUGUAUGCAUCAGAGUAACAAGUACCAUUCACCUCCUUGAUCCCAAUACUCUGCAGAUUGCUGACAUUGAUGGAAACACUUACUGGCGUCACCCUUUCAAUAGUUUGUUCCAUCCAAAGCAGUUGGAGGAGUUCAUUGUAAUAGAUAUCACCAGAGUCCAAGCAGGAAAACUAGGUGCAGGUGCAGGAAUGAAAUCAAAAAAACACACUCUUGCUGAAGCCUGGGUACAGAAAACCUCUGAGAUGAAUACAGAUCAUCAGUAUUUCUGUCGCACUCAUUUGGGGCACCUUCUAAAUCCUGGAGACCUCGUCUUGGGAUUUGACUUGGCCAAUUGUAACCUCAAUGACGAAUUUGCAAAUAAGAUGAACCCACAAAAUGUUCCUGAUGUGGUGUUAAUAAAGAAGAGUUAUGACCGUACUAAACGACAGCGUCGCAGGAACUGGAAACUGAAAGCACUGGAAAGGGACAGAGAAGGCAUGGAUACAGAUGAUGAAAGGCAGUACCAGGACUUCCUUGAAGAUCUUGAAGAAGACGAGGCUAUUAGAAAAAAUGUCAAUAUUUAUAAAGAUUCAAAAAUUCCAGUGGAGAGUGACACAGAUGAUGAAGAUGCUCCACGAAUCAGUCUGACUGACAUGUUAGAGGAUCUCCACAUAUCCCAGGAUGCAACUGGGGGGGAAGGUUCUGAUAUGAUGACAGAAUAAGGAUAUGCAUUAGUUAAUGCACUCAGUUUCUCGAGAGUAUAACUCAUGUGAACUGUUAAACUAAUUGUAGCUAUUCAUGUAGUCUCAUGAAUAUGGAAGGCUAUGCAUAAAAACCUAUUUUACCCAUAAAUAAGAUUGUGUUACACAAAACUGCUGAUGGGGAUCAGAAUCGGUAAAAUUAAAACUCACGAUGAAUGUCACAAUGUAAGACCUGCAUAUUCUUGAUAUUCUCAUGCUGCUUUCUCUCUAACUUCUGCAAUGUGAAUGCAAGCAUCAGGUGAAUCCACAGGAUUGUUUUGAAGUUAAGAUGCAAGAUGAGUCAAGAGCAAAGGGUUCUGUUCUUGACUGUCAGAUGUUCUGUAGCUUUCUCUCCUGUAAAAGUCAUUUAUCUUCUUCACAGGAGUUAUUAGGCUAGAUAUGCUUGAAAAGUACAUUGAGGUUCUUGAGUAAAAGAUGUUGAAUAAAUUUGUACUACAAACAAUAUUUCUGAUAAAUACAAGUACACAGGUUGUUCCUCUAAUAUACAAGUGUAUGCCUGUAGAGCCCUCUCACUCGCAAUGCUUGCCACCCUUACUCAUUGCAGGAUAUACUGCACUAUUCUAAUUGCCAAUAUCAGUGCGUACAUUUAACAUGAAUAAAUGUCCAAUAUACAUUUGAAAUCAUUAGAAUUCUGAACCUCUUAGUAAUUCAAUAUGUUAAAACAAUUAAAUAACAGCUGACAAUAAUAGCUUAAGUUUUCACUCCAAAGGGAGCACUGUCAAGAUAUGUAAUUUUGGGGUAGCAGACUUAAAUAUUGACAUUCUUCAGUUUUUGUUUUAUUGCAGAAGGGUUGGUGGAAAAGAAGUUUUACUGAAUUGCAUGAGAGCUUUCAUGUUUAACAGAUGUAUAAUUUUAUUGACUAGAAAGGAUAAACACAAACAAUGCA